This is a messenger RNA of Silurus meridionalis, 2284 nucleotides long. It is a transcript of the gene nefla, whose product is annotated as neurofilament light chain a. The transcript is spliced from 5 exons. NCBI's taxonomy places the organism in Eukaryota, Metazoa, Chordata, Actinopteri, Siluriformes, Siluridae. The record is from RefSeq and is a predicted model, not a curated record. Gene Ontology annotation, molecular function: structural constituent of postsynaptic intermediate filament cytoskeleton. Bases 16 to 2079 code for a protein of 687 amino acids. Gene Ontology annotation, biological process: neurofilament bundle assembly. Gene Ontology annotation, cellular component: cytoplasm; axon; postsynaptic intermediate filament cytoskeleton.
CCAAGAGCAACACUAAUGGAACUACAUGAUUUUCUGACAGAGUGUAAAAAAGCGAUUGCGUCAGACCUGCUCUUCCUGGCUAUAAAAGCGGCUGCGACCGCAGCAGAGACAGCAGUGUCUCAGUCUGCUAGCUGUGAGAGGAAGAAAGAGACAGAGCUGCUUGUUCUUGAAGCCAUGAGUGGCAUCGGGUUUGAUCCUUACUACACCUCCUCAUACAAACGCUGGUAUGUGGAGAGUGCACCUCCACGUGUGGCGACACGGACCCGCUCCCGCACCGUGUACUCCAGCCACUCAUCUCCUCUAUCCUCGGCUCGGUUGCAGUACAGCUCCCCUGGGCGCAUAUCCUCCUCAUCUUUGCUGCUGAGCGGUGCUGCCCAACCUAUGGAGCUGGACCUGAGCCAGGCAUCGCAGGUCAGCUCUGAGCUCAGAGCGGUACGCACUCAGGAAAAAGCCCAGCUGCAGGACCUCAAUGAUCGCUUUGCUGGCUUCAUUGAACGUGUCCAUGAGCUUGAGCAGCAGAACCGAGCCCUCGAGGCUGAGCUGCUUCUGCUGAGGCAGAGGCACAGUGAGCCAUCCUGCCUGCGUGCCCUCUAUGAUCAGGAAGCCCGUGCUCUGCGAGCUGCAUUUGAUGAGGCUGAACUGGAGAAGCAGGCUGCGAUGAGCCGAAGGGAGCACCUGGAAGAAACUCUGCGGGCCCUGCAAAGGCAGUACGAUGAGGAAGCGAUGGAACGAGAGAACUCUGAGGCCAGGCUCAUGGAUGCACGCAAAGAGGCGGAUGAUCGAGCUCUUACCCAGAUGGAACUGGAGAAGAGGGUGGGUGUCCUUCUGGAUGAGCUGACCUUCCUCAAGAAGCUCCAUGAGGGAGAGAUCUCAGAGCUGCAAGCGCAGCUUCAGUAUGGUGCACAGAUAGCCAUUGAAACCGAGACAGCCAAACCAGACCUGUCGAGUGCCCUGCGUGACAUCCGGGCACAGUACGAGAGGCUGGCAGCACGCAAUAUGCAGGCUGCUGAAGACUGGUUCCGUGGGAAAGUGGGCCAUCUGACUGAGACUGUGGCCCACCACACCAGCGCAGUGAGGACAUCCAAGGAUGAAGCAGGCGAGUUCCGGAGACAGCUGCAGGCACGCAUCCUUGAAAUAGAUGCCUGCAAGAGUCUUAAUGAAUCAUUGGAAAAACAACUGAGAGAGGUGGAGGACAAGCAGAGCGCAGAAAUCACAGCCAUGCAGGACACAAUCAAUGAGCUUGACAAUGAAUUAAGAGCCACUAAAGGUGAAAUGGCUCGGUACCUUAAAGAGUACCAAGAUCUCCUGAAUGUCAAAAUGGCUCUUGAUAUUGAAAUAGCUGCAUACAGAAAGCUCUUGGAGGGUGAGGAAUCCCGCCUCAGUGCUGGCAUGGCAGGAGGUUUCACCAGUUCCUACUCGAUGGCUUCUUCAUAUUCACGCCCCAUCUUUUCUGUCCAGUCCAGUAUGACCUCUGCUGCCCCCUAUCUGCUCAGCUCUCGCAUGAUGAGCUCCACCCUCUCUGCAGAACCAUCUAAGGAGGAAGAAGAAGAGGAGGAGGAAGCAGAAGAAGAGGAAGAGGAACAGAAGGAGGAGGAAGAGGAAGAGGAGGAGAAGAAAGAGGAUGAAGAGAAAGAUGAGACAGAGGAGAAACAAGAAGAGGAAGAAGAGGAAGCUGCAAAAGAGGAAGAAAAGGAAGGCGAUGAAGAGGAAGUUAAAGAGGGUGAGGAGCAGGAUGGAGAAGCAGAAACUGCAAAGGUGGAGGAGGAUGAAGGUGAUGAGAAAGAAGGAGAGGAAAAAGAGGCAGAAAAAGAUGAGGAUAAAGAGGAUGAUAAGGCAGAGGCUGAGACAGACUCAGGAAAAGAUCAGGAGGAUAGCAAGGCAGCUGAACCAGUUAAGAAGGAUGCUGAGCCCAAACCUGAACCAGCUAAAGAAAAGGCCAAAGAGGAGCCAGAGAAAGCCAAACCUAAAGAAGCAGAAAAACCAAAAGCAAAAGACGAAGGUGAUGCAGCUAAAGCAGAGGGAAAGAAAGAGGAGGAAAAGCAAAAAGAGAAGGAAGAAGAGCCCAAAGCAAAGAAGUAAAAUAUCUCAGGCAGUACAAAAAACUGCACGCAUUUACCCUCAGUUCUCUGACAAUGGCACCAAAUUGCAAUACAAUGAUAACUUGCCUAUAGAUUCUGCUGUAACUGCUCUGAAAGCAAAUAACUGCACUAUAUUUAUGAAUGAAAGAGUACAAAUGUGAAAAAAGUGAUGUAUUGCUGCAAUAAAAUCUAUGCCGCUAAUAUUA